AUGAACCUACAUACCGAGAAAAAAAUUUCCCUGCAAGGAAAAAUUUUUUGCUCAAUUUUAAAAGGUGUCGGUUGUGGAAGAAAGAGAUCGAAUCUGCCGGCUUUGACCGAUCAGGGCGAAGAAAUGGACGAAUCGAUUGGAAGUCUUUUGGAACUGAGCGCUGAACCGGCCGUCGAGGAUUUGUCGCGACAAAUUAUGUCCGAAGCAAAAUUAUGGGAGGCGAUUCAAGAGGCAAAUGUUGAAUUAAACAGACGCAAACAGGGCCUGUCUGAACUAGGAGAAGAUGACAUUGCUGUACCGGCCAAAAGUGCUACAGCAUCCUGUGCCCUACCACCAUGUUACAUUUAAUUUAUUAAUAUACAAAAAAUCUCGUAUUUAGUACUAUAAGUCCACAUUAAUAAAUUUAAUUAUUUUUAUUAACAGA
Brassicogethes aeneus is the source of this 424-nucleotide messenger RNA. The record is from the annotation of a GenBank genome assembly. NCBI's taxonomy places the organism in Eukaryota, Metazoa, Arthropoda, Insecta, Coleoptera, Nitidulidae.